AUGGAAGGCUCUGGCGCUGCGCCCAUGCGCGGGGUGCGCAAGGCGACGCCCAAGGGCCAGAUGUCGGGCAGUGGCAUGGGCCCGGCCAUCACGCACCUGCCAUACCACCUCAAGAUGCUCUUUGAGCCCAACCCGCCGCUCGAGUACAUUGCGCCGACGGUCAAGCGCAAGAUGCCGCCGUACACGGGCCUGAACGAGCUCGCCAACCACUUUGAAACGACCGAGCCGCCCGUUCGCCACGUCCAGGAGACGCCGCUCGAGCGCCAAGCUCGUCUGCGCAAGGAAAAGGCGGACGCGCACGCCGUCGAGCUCGAAGCACGCAAGGCCCAAUGGAACCCAGAGACGGACAAAGUCGAGCUCAAGACGGACGACGCGUACAAGACGCUGUUUGUCGGCCGCAUUAGCUACGAGACGACGGAGAAGCAGCUGCGCCGCGAGUUUGAGCGGUAUGGCGAGAUCCACAAGAUCCGCUUGGUCGAAGACGAGGAAGGCAAGAGCCGCGGGUACGCGUUCAUCGAGUUCCAGGACGAGGCCGCCAUGAAGGCCGCGUACAAGAACGCGGACGGCAAGAAGAUUGACGGCCGGCGCAUCGUCGUCGACGUCGAGCGCGGGCGCACGGUUCGCGACUGGAAGCCGCGCAAGCUCGGCGGCGGCAUUGGUGGCACGCGUCUCGGUGGCGCCGCCGUCAACCUCAAGUAUUCUGGCCGCGAGGUCAUUCGCAGCAGUGGCCCGACGUCUUCCUACCACAGCAACGCGCCGCCUCCGAUGCGUCGGGACGACCGGCCGCGGAGUCGGUCGCGCGGCCGCGACCCGCAGCUCAGUCGAUAUGGCGGCCCGCCGCCGCCCAUGGAUCGUCGCCCGAUGGACCGACGGAGCCGCAGUCGCAGUCGCAGCCGAGAUCGCCGUCGCCGCCCGCCGUCGCGCUCGCGGUCUCGGUCCCGACCGCGCGGGUACCGACGAUAGACGAUGAUCCGUCCGCCUGUGUAUCCUUCGUUACAACCCGACCAAGAACAGACAACACUACACUAUCUUUCAAUCUAUAUCAUCGACGCAUGCUCUGUCCAUCUACAAAGAACUUCGUUUAACC
This is a messenger RNA of Saprolegnia parasitica CBS 223.65, 1087 nucleotides long. RefSeq lists its product as hypothetical. The coding region runs from base 1 to 963 and encodes 320 amino acids. Gene Ontology annotation, cellular component: U2-type prespliceosome; precatalytic spliceosome; U1 snRNP. Gene Ontology annotation, biological process: mRNA splicing, via spliceosome. Gene Ontology annotation, molecular function: mRNA binding; U1 snRNA binding. The transcript has 4 exons. The record is from RefSeq and is a predicted model, not a curated record. Lineage: Eukaryota; Oomycota; Saprolegniomycetes; Saprolegniales; Saprolegniaceae.